Messenger RNA from Akanthomyces muscarius, 873 nucleotides. RefSeq lists its product as uncharacterized. Lineage: Eukaryota; Fungi; Ascomycota; Sordariomycetes; Hypocreales; Cordycipitaceae. The transcript is spliced from 3 exons. The record is from RefSeq and is a predicted model, not a curated record. The coding region runs from base 1 to 873 and encodes 290 amino acids.
AUGCCGACGGUCGCAGCCCUCAGAAUCCACUUCAGCCAUGUCCAGUACGUGGUGCUGGUCUGUGUCCUGCUGCAGGCCUUCCGAAUAGUCAUCACGGACCAGACACAAAAGCUCAGCCAGGGCAAUGAGGCGUGGACGCAGCCACAUAUGACGAAUCUUACAGAUACUCUUCAACUGAGUAGCAGCACUCUCGCAAACGCUUCUUAUACCGGCACCUGGAACAUCACUCAUCUCGUGACCACGGAGAAACCAAAGUCCCUAGUCCCACCACCGACGGCGUUCUUCUCUUUCUCGACAGCGAGAGCACUCCUGUACGCGGCUGUGGCAUCGCUUGUCGGCUACUACUGGAACCUCCUGCUGGAGAGACAGCUGCCUGCUCGUCCGCGUGGUGAUUCGUCUUCGUACAACAACGACAAGCUUGCGGAAGGCCAUGAACAACUGGAGGAAAAGAUUGUAGAGAAGUGGCUCGCCAACGGCAAGAUAAAAAGAGCUUCUCUGAGUUUUUGGAAUACCGUAGCAAAGUGGUUGUUGGACAUUUCGGUCGGGCGAGCACUUGUUCUUUUGGCUACCGAACUGACCAGGAUUGCCGCGUAUUCGAAACAGCCAGUCAGGGCGUUGCAAAACUUACCAUCAGAAUUGCUAUUUGGUACGCUGGCCUAUUUGUUCACUCCCUACACAAUCUUUUCUGUUGCCGGCAUGAUUAUAGUGCCUGCCAACCAGCGCGUUAUCUUCGCCAGCGCGUUUUACUUUGUUUGCACAGUGUUCUUUCAAAUCAUCAUCUACAUUGUCGUCCCCCGGGUUUCCUUUAAGAUUUUGCUCAGCCUGACACGAAGUGACGCCAUCAACAGAAUUGCCGAUCAUGCUAUUCUUUAA